AUGCCAAUAAUCCCCCGCUCCUCCGCCUCCACCUCGCGCAAGCCCGUGCCCACCAGCAACACCCCUGCGGCGCCCCUCUCCGCGCAGCUCCCGCCACCGCCACCACCACCGCCCGCCGAGGAGCCAAUGCCCAUGGCCACGCCCAUGAGCGGCGGGCUCAAGAAGAGCAAGUCCGUGCGGGCCAAAAAGGCGCUCAAGACCAUCGCCAACCCGAUCAAGACGCGGCGCGAAGAGAAGGCCAAGCGCAGCGAGGUCGAGACCGCAGAGCGCAAGGAGAACGAGAAGAAUGUGCAGGACUUUUUGGCGACGGGGAGGUUUGUUUUUGUCCUUUAUGCCUUUUAUGGGGAGGGGGGAGAGGGGGGGAUUAUUGCGAGAGGAACUUCUCGUAGUGCUGCGCCUACUGCUGCUGCUGCUGCGAAGAAGCGACUGGGCACGAUCCAUGAGGUGACGGACGAGGACGAGUGA
Morchella sextelata is the source of this 465-nucleotide messenger RNA. RefSeq lists its product as uncharacterized. Bases 1 to 465 code for a protein of 154 amino acids. The record is from RefSeq and is a predicted model, not a curated record. The transcript has 2 exons. NCBI's taxonomy places the organism in Eukaryota, Fungi, Ascomycota, Pezizomycetes, Pezizales, Morchellaceae.